Messenger RNA from Triticum dicoccoides, 764 nucleotides. Its product is annotated as mavicyanin-like. Gene Ontology annotation, cellular component: plasma membrane. The transcript has 2 exons. The record is from RefSeq and is a predicted model, not a curated record. Gene Ontology annotation, molecular function: electron transfer activity. NCBI's taxonomy places the organism in Eukaryota, Viridiplantae, Streptophyta, Magnoliopsida, Poales, Poaceae. Bases 115 to 699 code for a protein of 194 amino acids.
CCACCAACAACCUCACUCCCUCGCUCACUCCCCACCCGUAAUAUAGACUACUAGGAGCGAAGUCCAGCACACUCCUAUCCCACAUCCCAAGACAAGAAGCGCCUGGAGCUUGCCAUGGCAGCCAAUCCAGAUCGGGAGGUGUGCCACCGGGCAGGGAGAGGAGGGAAGAUGCUGCUGCCGGUGAUGGCCGUCUUGGCGGCGGUGGUGCUGGCGUCGCUGCCGUCGGCGGCGGUGGCGACCAACUACACGGUGGGCGACGAGAAGGGGUGGAACCCCAAGGUGGACUACACCUCCUGGGUGAAGAAGCACCGCCCCUUCUACACGGGCGACUGGCUCCUGUUCGAGUACCAGAACGGGCGGUCGGACGUGGUGCAGGUGGACGAGGUCGGCUACGACAACUGCGACAAGGAGAGCGCCAUCAGCAGCCACAGCAAGGGGACCAGCUACGCAUUCCAGCUCAAGGAGGCCAAGGACUACUUCUUCAUCUGCAGCUACGGCUACUGCUACUCCGGCAUGAAGCUCGCCGUCACCGCCAAGAAGGGCCCCGCCUCUUCCUCCCCCGACUCCGGCUCGUCCUCCUCCUCCUCGCCGGCCGCCAAGUCAUCCUCCAAAUCCGCCGCCUCCCCUCUCGCCGCCCGCAACGCCGCCCCCCUCGCCGCCGCCGUGGGCGCCGCCGCCAUGCUACUCAGGAUGCUCUGAUCAGUUGAUCUGGCUAGCGAUUCCGUUCUCCGUUAAGUCCAGUUUGGCUCAGAUCUUGUCAGAUU